AUAACAUUCCUCCGAUACCGCUUGGACACAGGCUCGAGCGAGACCUGGCCUUUCCUCCCCGCGCGAGAAGCUCGCGGCGGCGGCGGCGGCGGCGCAGGUCUUGCUGAUAAGGGGGACACGGUGGCGCACUCCUGAGAAUACGUUCGCGUCCUCCGGUAGCGGGAAGAGGCAGGCACCACCGGGAUCCCCUUCCCCUGCCCCCCUUACCGCCGCCGCUUUUCUUGGAGGGGAGGAAAAGAAAGGAAAGCCGAGGAGGACAAUUAGCGUGCGCUCGGCUUAAAGGAGAUCAGACUGUGAGAUGGCUUCACCGGAGCCAUCGGCGGGCGGCGAUGCGGCCAGCCAGAGUGCUGCGGUGCAGCCGCUCCAGCUGCCAACGCCGGAGGAGAUCAAGGGGCAGGAGAUGAUGAACAACUGCGCCGUCCGGAGCGUCCUCAGUGGUGUCAUGGUAGGGGGUGGUCUUGGUGUACUUAUGGGACUAUUUUUUGGAGCUUUGGAAAAUCCAAUAAUGUCAGAGGAGAUGACAGCAAGGCAACAAAUAGUCUACCUGGCAAAACAGAUGGGCAGGAAAAGUAUGAGCCAUGCUAAGACCUUUGCAGUAAUGGGCUUGAUUUUCUCUGCAGCUGAAUGCGUCGUAGAGAAGGCUCGGGCAAAGCAUGACAUUACCAAUUCGGCAGUAGCUGGCUGUGUCACAGGAGGGGCUUUAGCUGCAAAAGGUGGCCCUCAGGCCACAUGUAUCGGGUGUGUGGGUUUUGGUGCCUUCUCCGUGGCGAUUGAGAAGUUCAUGGAACGGCAUACUUGAAUCGGUGAUGGAAACGUUGCAUCCUAUAAACCAAGUGAUGCGUCUUUGUAGCAAAUCAUUAGCAGGAUUCAGCAUUGGCCGAAGAAGUUUUGGUUAUUCUGCAAUAUUCAGUCGUUGGCAUGUACCCCAAGAUGGGGUAACCUAAAUUUUAAGUCUUGCGGCUGUCCAUCCAUUGCACUGAGUAGCUAAAUUAGUCUGUAGCCAGUUUGAUGCCAUGUACCCAGAGAUGGGGGUAAUAUACGCAUUUUCGCUGAUGCAAUCUCGGGCCAUGUUAUCUGUGUCUGAUGUCUGAAUGGUUUCAGAGAAGUACUCCCUCUAAACGCUCUUAUAUAAGUUUACAGAGGGAGUAUAUUUUACUUUUUAUACUUGUCCGUGGUAAUGACCUGAAACCUGCUCUGGUCUUGUACCCUGAUAGGCUGGCAAAGUAAUAGUAGCAUUAUUAAGUUCUCUCUA
Messenger RNA from Triticum dicoccoides, 1252 nucleotides. Its product is annotated as mitochondrial import inner membrane translocase subunit TIM22-4-like. The coding region runs from base 299 to 799 and encodes 166 amino acids. The record is from RefSeq and is a predicted model, not a curated record. Gene Ontology annotation, biological process: protein insertion into mitochondrial inner membrane. The transcript has 5 exons. NCBI's taxonomy places the organism in Eukaryota, Viridiplantae, Streptophyta, Magnoliopsida, Poales, Poaceae. Gene Ontology annotation, cellular component: TIM22 mitochondrial import inner membrane insertion complex. Gene Ontology annotation, molecular function: transmembrane protein transporter activity.